AUGAAUGACAUUGACAUAUCGGCGCUCCUGCCUUCGAUGGACAAUUUUGUGUACCUCUAUGAGUUGCUGGCCUUUCCUAUCUCCACCUACUACAUGAUUGCCGCGCUCUCCUACAUGGCUAUGGGAGCCCUUGAGUGCAUAAUCAUUAAACACACCAAAUUCAUCUCCUCAGCCACUGUGAUGACCUACCUGAUCGGCACAAUUGUUGCCUUCAAUCAGGUCAUCUUGAAUCAGCACUCCGAGUGCCAGGACACUGCAAUCUCCUAUGUUUUUGGGGCUAUCUGUCUUGCCAACCUCCUCUACCUCUUCGUUUGCACCGUUUUUACAAAAGAUAGCUACAUGUUAGUAUUGGCUCACGUCUCUCUGCUAUUCUACUUCGUCUACAUUUAUGCAAUUCACAAUGAGGCCAACAAACUCCUUAAUGUGGCUGAUUUUAUGGCUGCUUUGCAAAUGUGUGCCACUAUGGUGCAGAAUGUAAUACCGUUGGAGUCAAUCAUAGCCUCAUUGUGUAAGAACAGCAAUAGAACACCUACACAUUGGUUAGCUCUCUACAUUGGACUGACUUAUUGCCUCACCGGUGGACUGUAUCGUCAUCAGAAUGGGGAGACUGUCAUGGGCUCAGUCGAUGCGUUGGGCAUCUCAGUCCACCUCUUUGGACUGGCUGUGGCAAUUUAUCAUAGCCUCUGUUUGUAA
Messenger RNA from Hydatigera taeniaeformis, 693 nucleotides. Lineage: Eukaryota; Metazoa; Platyhelminthes; Cestoda; Cyclophyllidea; Taeniidae. The record is from the annotation of a GenBank genome assembly.